Struthio camelus australis is the source of this 3494-nucleotide messenger RNA. Lineage: Eukaryota; Metazoa; Chordata; Aves; Struthioniformes; Struthionidae. The record is from RefSeq and is a predicted model, not a curated record.
AGCCUUCAUAAAGGACCUCCCCGCAGACGCUUCAUUCUUUUAUCCUUUAUUUCACAGAGAAUGCACAGAAGCUGCAAGAAGUGCCCUGUGAACCAACCACAGAAACGUCCCAGCCACUUGUUUUUGUACAAGAGAAGCAAAUAGGAGAUCAUGAGAAAACUUUAAAGGCACAUAAAGAAGUCAAGCUUCAGAGACUGUUGAGAAUGAAUGGGCGGCUGUCCUAUUCCUAUGACUAUGACCUCAUUGUCAUUGGUGGGGGCUCAGGUGGCCUGGCUGCUGCCAAGGAGGCUGCCAAAUAUAACAAGAAGGUGAUGGUGCUGGACUUUGUCACGCCUACGCCUCUAGGAACAUCGUGGGGUCUUGGAGGAACAUGUGUAAAUGUGGGCUGUAUACCUAAAAAAUUGAUGCACCAGGCAGCUUUACUGGGACAAGCCUUGCAAGAUUCACGCAAAUUUGGAUGGCAGUUUACUGAAGAAGUCAAACACAACUGGAUGACUAUGACGGAGUCUGUUCAGAAUUACAUCGGCUCACUGAACUGGGGCUACCGGGUGGCACUGAGAGAGAAGAAAGUCGCAUACGAAAAUGCAUAUGGAGAAUUUGUUGGACCACACACAGUUAAGGCAACAAAUAAAAAAGGAUUUGAGAAACUGCAUACAGCUGAGAGAUUUCUGAUUGCCACCGGUGAAAGACCACGUUACCUGGGUAUUCCUGGAGACAAGGAAUACUGCAUUAGCAGUGAUGAUCUUUUCUCUCUGCCUUACUGUCCAGGGAAAACCCUGGUGGUUGGAGCUUCUUAUGUUGCCCUGGAAUGUGCAGGUUUUCUUGCAGGUCUUGGAUUAGAUGUCACUGUAAUGGUGAGAUCCAUUCUCUUAAGAGGAUUUGACCGGGAUAUUGCAAAGAAAAUUGGUGACUAUAUGGAAGAACACGGAGUCAACUUUAUUAAACAUUUCGUGCCAAUCAAGGUUGAACAGAUUGAGGAAGGAACUCCUGGAAGAUUGAAAGUUACAGCCAAAUCCACAAUGGAGAACCAAAUAAUUGAAGGGGAAUACAAUACUCUUUGGGAUGUGGAGAAGCGUGGUCAUGUGAAAUUCAUUGCAGGAUUUGUCCCCAAGUCUGCACUGGUUUACAUUCUUGCCCGAGAUUGUGAGGUUAUGAACACAACUUCUUUCCCUUGUAUUUCAAGUACAUGUCCUGCAAAGGUUAUUUACCCCUCCAGUCUUCACAGCAGAAUACUUGUAUCUUUUUUUCUUAUUAAUGCAAAUUGUAGAACAGGAAAAAUCCCUGUCAAUGAUGAGGAGCAAACAAAUGUGCCAUAUAUCUAUGCUGUUGGAGAUGUACUACAGGGCAAGCUGGAACUCACACCAGUGGCAAUCCAGGCAGGAAGAUUGUUAGUUCAAAGGCUUUAUGCUGGAGCAACCAUUAAGUGUGACUAUGUGAAUGUUCCAACAACAGUGUUCACUCCCUUGGAGUAUGGAGCCUGUGGGUAUUCUGAAGAGAGUGCAGUGAUGACGUUUGGGGAGGAAAACAUUGAGGUGUACCAUAGUUAUUUCUGGCCCCUGGAGUGGACUGUCCCAUCCAGAGACAACAACAAAUGCUACGCAAAGAUAAUUUGCAAUAUUCAAGAUAACGAGAGAGUCAUUGGUUUCCAUGUCCUUGGUCCAAACGCUGGAGAAGUUACCCAAGGGUUUGCAGCUGCUAUUAAAUGUGGCAUGACAAAAGAACAGUUGGACAGCACCAUAGGAAUUCAUCCAGUCUGUGCAGAGAUAUUUACCACACUCUCUGUGACUAAGCGUUCUGGUGGAAAUACCCUUCAGGCUGGAUGCUGAGGUUAAAGACUCCCAUUGUCGCUAUUGCCAGAGACUGACUUUCAUUGCUGUGGCUGACUUGUGCAGUUCAGAAGGAACAUUUUGAGAGAAAUCAUCAUCAAACCUCUGCAGAACUGUUCAAAUCUUAACUGAAGCGUUCCGUUAUUCUAUGGCGAAGAGCACUGUGGGAGUUCAGUCACUUGCAGUGAUUGGAUGGCAAUCAGCAACGCAAUGGGAAUAUUGACUAUUGAGCUGUUGCGUAGCAGGGCAUUGAACAGAAUGCUGUCAUGAAAUCACAGCCUGCAGCCAGCGUUUCCUGGUGGGCAGUGAUGGAAGAACUGUUAGCACAGCUGCACAAUAACUUUUUUUUCCCCUCUCUCUUUUAUUACCUGUACAAAGAGCUUCCUAAUUCAAAUGUAUUACCACAAGUCCAGAUAAUUGUAUAGUCUCUGUGUGCUAAGUUAUAAAGCUGCAACUGCAAGUUCUCUUCAUGAGCAUACUUUUUAUCAGAUGACAGUCACAUAGGUGAGGCAUGCCUAGGGACAGGAGAUUCUAGCUACAAGUUUGAUCAUGAGGAAGAAAAUAUCCUUGCAGAAAGGCUUAGUACCAUCUAGAACAGCAUUUUGGCUUCCAAAUUGACUCCGUCACCAUUUUUUAUUUUAGAGAUAUUUAUUUGUGAAAAUGUUUUCCUUGAUGAGUCAGGAAAAUACUUUUAAGGCAUUGCUAUAUAGAAAAGCUUUUUCCUGAUAGUCACAACCAUGUAUGUACACAGAUGUUAUCUUUUUAGCUUUAUCUUGCAGCUUAUGUGGUUAUAAUUCAUCCACUUUCGGAACUGACAGAACUCCAAUUUGGAAUAAGUUAUUUUACCAAGAGCUUUAUAGAGCUUCAUUCAAUUUGAAUAAAUUCUUCCUUUACACAUGGGCUAUUGUAUGCUGCGUUGUUUCUGGUCUGAAGUGGCCACUUUGAGCGCAGCAGCAUGGAGGCAGUCCGUCCUUCAGGUUAGUUGGGCUAUACAGUCAAAAACCAACCAACCAGACAAACAAAACUCCCCCCAACUUCCAAAAACCUUCAAGGUAAAAAUCUUCAAGGUAGACAAGGCCUAAAGCUAUUUUUAGUUCCACAUAUGCUUUGUUUUGUAUUUAAUUAAGAAAAUAAUACUUUUUAAACAGAUUUCCCUUAAAAAUGACAAACAGACUUACUUUCUUGAGUAUUCCUCCUGUGCUGGAUAAACUGCAUACGUAUUUAUCAAGAAAUGGUAAAGUGCUUCUUUGUAAUGGAAAUGAAUCUUCUUUUUGAUCUGGUUCUUCAUUUCCCUCUGUUUUAGCAGGAGGUUACAGAUUACUAACAGUUCUUGGGAGUUCAGUAUUGCAGUGUGAAUAAGGGUUAAAUUAUCCAGCUCCUUGAGCAGAAGACAUUAUGCCUAAAUUUCUACCCAGUAACAAAUUCAUCUUUUACUGCUGAAUUUUCUAUAAUAGUGUGUUAAGUUAUUUUUAUAAACUCAAACAUAACUGAAGGAUUUUUGAACAUGUUUUAUGUGGUAUCAGAACAAUCUGUGGUGUUAUUUUUCUGGCCAGUUCAUUGAAUAAAUGCAAUAUUGCACAAACAGGUGCUCAGUUUGAUGGAUCUUUCAAGCAAAGAAAUAAGGUGAUAGCAAGAAGACUCUUUUUUUUAAGGCCAGAAGAGGCCACU